Molecule: messenger RNA, 1227 nt
Organism: Vitrella brassicaformis
Lineage: Eukaryota; Vitrellaceae
Source: the annotation of a GenBank genome assembly
ACGUGGAUGACAACCUGUAUGCGUCUACUCUCUUAUGCCUGUCUUGUCUGCGUCGGGUAGCUGAGUGCACGUACAGCGGCCGUCUUGCGCUGGACAUAGAGGAGGUUGAUUCGUCUGUCACUUUUCUGGACGCACACAUCGUUGGCACACACGAGCAACCACACAUACAACACACCAGUCGCAACAGUGAGCGUGUGGACACGCUGGCCGACAUGCGUGUGACGCGUUUUUUGCCGUUCCUUGGCCGUGUUCAAGGGGAGGUCAGAAGUGUGAGGGGCAUGUUUCAUGGACAUGUGUUGCGUGCGUUGGACUGCUCGCCAUCCAUUCAGGCAGCUUCGGCGGCGUUGCGUAGGGUAGUAAUUGAGUGGCUGCUGAUGGGCUAUCCGGCUGACUUGCUGUACAGAUUUGCAUGUGCGACGCCUGUCGUGCAUCCACUAGUGGGUGUCCUGCGUGUUGCUUUGCGUUCUCUUUUGUGCGCACAAUACAACCGGGCCUGACGUUAUGGCUGCGUGUAACGUGUCCACCGUCUCGUAGAUCGCGUGCUGCCUUCUCCGCGUUGCUUUUCGCCCUCUCGCUGCUGUAUAACACCCUCAUGGGCCCUGUGAUCGGUUUCUCUUUCGCGUGAGUCGCCUAUCUACCUCUCUGGUAUGCAUGCGCGUGGAAACACGCAAAGGGACGAGGGCACGAAAGUGGACGCAUAUUCGUUUGUUCGUGUGUGGGCUGUGCGCGGCCGUUGUGCUUUCGUCGUGGUGUGGUGUGGCAGGUUCCUUUUCACACUCUUCUGUCGCGUCGCUGUUCCCUGUGGGUGCUCUCACAACACUAUCUGGUGCGCAAGCGUACACACACGUACGAGUGCACACACUGACUGGAUGGCUGGUAUGCACGUGGUCACUAUCCUGUUGGUGUGCUGUUCGUGUGGUGCCUCUGGCAGGCUGUUCAGCGCACCACUCUAUCGUAUCGCUUUUCGUUCGAGUACUCUUCACACAGUCUGGUGCGUAGUUGGACAGACAGACGUACCACCACGACACACACAGCUUGUCCGUCUGUCUGUCAAUCUAUCUGUCCGUCUGGCUGGCUGUGCAUGCAAUGUCCUCAGGCGUGUUGUUUCCUUUUGCCGGUCGUCUGCGAGUUUGGCAGCGGCAGUUCCCUGCCUUGUCAACGCUCACAGCGCCCAUUGGUUGAGCUCGCUGCAUGACCGGCACUGCCUAGUGGACAUUCACGUUUGAC